AAGCGGAACUGAUGCGCGGUUUCCAGCUAAUUGUGCUCACAUUGAAACGAUCAUAUUUGUGUGAAUAAUAUUGAUGGAAUCUGGGAUACGUUACUCCCAAUACACAGAUUGAUAAUCUGUCCGAUACGACACGUCACAUAUGUGAACAUGCCCCGCAGAAAGAGAACCACAGGCAGCAGUUCAGAUGGGACAGAGGACUCAGAUUUCUCUGCCGAUCUUGAGCCAACCGAAACAGUCAGAAACACACAGCAACGUAAGAACGCGCGCCUGACUCGAACGUCCGUACGUCUCAGCCAAAGCACUCAAGAUAACUCCAUAGUACAAAGCAGUUCUCCGGCAGCAGUGGCCCCCGAAGAAGUUUUGGAGGCAGCAGUGUUUUCCACAGGGCGCAGAAUCACGCGCAGCCAGCAGGGCACGACAAACACCACGGCCAAAAAGUACCCGCUGCGCCAGGGCAGGACAUCCGGUUCAGAUGUGGAGCCUAAUGCAGUAAUAAAGCAGGCGGCAGACCACGACGAGACCCCUCCCCGCACGCCGACCGGCAAUGCCCCGUCUUCCGAGUCAGACAUUGAGGCCUCCAGCCCUGGCAACGACCUUGUGUCUUCCAGCAACGAUGCGAUAAUUUCUCAAGAGGAAGACGAGAGGUUGGCAAAGGAGCUUUCCCUCAAAGAGGCCGCCGCUCACGACCUUUCCCAUCGGCCCAAACGACGGCGCUUUCACGAGAGCUACAACUUCAACAUGAAGUGUCCUACACCUGGGUGUAACUCACUGGGUCACCUGACCGGCAGACAUGAGAGACACUUCUCCAUAUCGGGAUGUCCUCUUUAUCACAACCUUUCAGCUGAUGAAUGCAAGGGCAAACCCUCAACUCGCGAAAAACAGGCCGAGGAAAGGACCCUGUCUCACCGCCAAGACGAGAAUAGACACUCCACAAGACACCAGUCCCCAACAGAGUGUCAGCUGCGCUACAAGGAGAAGGUGACUGAGCUGAGGAAGAAGAGGAACUCUGGCCCCAAUAAGGAGCAGAAGGAAAAGUACAUGGAUCAUCGUCAGAGCCACGGGACCAGUCGCGAGCCCCUGCUGGAGAACAUCACCAGCGACUACGACCUGGAUUUGUUCAGGAAAGCGCAGGCACGUGCCUCGGAGGACCUUGAGAAGCUUCGUCUGGCGGGCCAGGUGUCGGAGGGGAGCAACAUGAUUAAGAUCAUUGUGUUCGGUCGCUACGAACUGGAUACUUGGUACCACUCUCCGUACCCGGAGGAAUAUGCCCGCUUGGGGAGGCUGUACAUGUGUGAAUUCUGCCUUAAGUAUAUGAAGAGCCAAACCAUCCUGCGCAGACACAUGGCGAAGUGUGUUUGGAAGCAUCCCCCAGGCGAUGAAAUCUACCGAAAAAGCAACAUCUCAGUCUUCGAGGUGGACGGCAAGAAGAACAAGAUUUACUGUCAGAACCUGUGUUUGUUGGCCAAACUCUUCCUGGACCACAAGACUCUGUAUUACGACGUUGAACCUUUCCUCUUCUACGUGAUGACUGAGGCUGACAACACAGGUUGCCACCUAGUCGGGUAUUUCUCCAAGGAGAAAAACUCUUUCCUAAACUACAACGUGUCCUGCAUCCUCACCAUGCCACAGUACAUGAGGCAAGGCUACGGCAAGAUGCUAAUAGACUUUAGUUACCUGUUGUCGAAGGUGGAGGAGAAAGUGGGCUCGCCAGAACGCCCCCUAUCUGACCUGGGCCUUAUCAGCUAUCGCAGUUACUGGAAGGAGGUGCUGCUACGCUACUUGAACAACUUUCAAGGGAAGGAAAUCUCCAUUAAAGAAAUCAGCCAGGAGACGGCAGUGAACCCUGUGGACAUCGUCAGCACGCUGCAGUCCCUCCAGAUGCUCAAAUACUGGAAGGGCAAGCACUUGGUUUUAAAGCGUCAGGACCUCAUUGAUGACUGGAAAGCCAAGGAGCGUAAACGUGGCUCGGGCAAAAUCAUCGACCCCACAGCUUUAAAGUGGACGCCGCCGAAAGGGACGUAAAAGAUCUUCAACACAACACACAUCCUCUUCUGGCACGCACACACAAACACACACUCACACACUCACACUGGUCUUGUUCACUUGCAGCAGCUUCUUACAGAGUCAGAUAUUAGUGCAAGUUUGGCACUCGUUGGAAUUUCGACAAUAUACUUUAGUUUUUGUCUCUUUGGUUACUGCUUCUCAUUGUCCUGGAUAAAAAAGUAUGGAAGGUAAAAGUCAUUACGUGUGUUUUCAAUCAUACUAACACUGACCUGACUGAGCUCUGACUGGGAAAAAAACUUGAAAGUUAUUUAUUGCUCCAAAAUAACAAUAAAAAAAAAAGUUUGCCUAAUAGGAAACUCAUUCACAAAAUUGUCAUGGUCUUUUAAAAGGCUUUGGAAUUCUAUUUUGGUCAAAAUGCUAAAGAAUGUGAAGAAGAUAAAUACUUCUGAAACCUAAAGCUAUAGCUGCCAUUGGUCUUAUUUGGACUGUUUUGUCUUUAAACUGGGACCUGCCUUUAUUUUGUUUGUCUUCUUCUGUAAUUACCUUAAAGACAAAUGAUCUUUUUUUCCCCCUCUUAGUUCAUUAUUUAAUCCUUUUCUACCUCGUCGGGUUUACCACUGUUGAAAUGGUGAAAUGUACACCGUUUGAAGCGUCUUUUUUCAAGUUUCUUUUGAUCUUGUGUAAAAAAAUGUCAUGUGCAAAGCCUUUUUUUUUUUUUUUUUU
Messenger RNA from Nerophis lumbriciformis (worm pipefish), 2727 nucleotides. RefSeq names its product histone acetyltransferase KAT7-like. Gene Ontology annotation, molecular function: transcription coregulator activity; zinc ion binding; histone H4 acetyltransferase activity. Lineage: Eukaryota; Metazoa; Chordata; Actinopteri; Syngnathiformes; Syngnathidae. Gene Ontology annotation, cellular component: nucleus; chromatin; histone H3-K14 acetyltransferase complex. Gene Ontology annotation, biological process: regulation of transcription by RNA polymerase II. The record is from RefSeq and is a predicted model, not a curated record.